UGAGGAGAUUUGAGCAUAUUCACAGCUGACGGUGGAGACGGAGGAUGGACGGUCCAGGAGUUAGAGGGGCGUUAAUGACUUCCCGCCCUCUCCAUUUGCCAGCUCCGCCCCUAUGUGACGUGCAAGAACUCACAAAGACUACAACUCCCAGAAGGCACCGCGGCGUGGGCGGAGCCAAAGCCUGGCGCGCACCCCAGCGGCGAGCGGAAGAGCAGGCGAUUCAUGGUGGCAGCGGAAGCGGAGAGCGACGGCGUCCCGACUGAAGUGGUGCCAUGCAGCAAGAAGCAGAGAGAUGCAGAGCUCGAACCAAGAGGCCUGACAUGGCACUUUAUGUACCUAAAGCUCGAAGGGGUCCAGCAGGUGACAAAGAAGAAAGCUAUAGGCCUCCUCCUGCCUUUGUGCUGAAACCAAAAGACGGUUGUCUUCCACAGAAGAUCUCUGGAAAGAGACCUGAGUCUCACAGACUAAGUGACCACUCUGAUAGAAAGGAGUGUGACUCUAGGGAAGGCAAGAGAGCUUCAUCAAAAUUAAGGAAAGACAGGUGCCUCCAGAAAAAGAAUGAAGAUAAGGUUUGUACUAAGAGAGUAACUGAAGAAUCCAAAGAAGCCUCAUCCCAAGAGCAUCAACACAGAGCCCCCAGUGCUGGAAUUAUAUCUAGUAUACCUCUUCAAAGACUUCUUAAAACAAAGGAAACUGAGUGUUUGGAAGUUCCAACUGCAGGAGUGACGGGACAUCAGGAGGUGCUUCCGUUGAAGUCUUACUCAGAAGUCAGUGAUGCUCAGGUUCUAAACAGACCAUUCCAGAACAUAGGCCUUUGUGAUUUCACUGGAGAAACUUGUGUAAAUAGAAAUUUGGAAAGCAGAAUUGAAACUGAAGCCAAAGUAAUGGAGUUGGUCUCCCAGUUUCCUCAAGUUGUUACCGCUCCAUUGAAACCAGGGGAUAUGGCUAUGCCAGUAACGCUAAGUUCUGAUUCUGAAACUGCACUGUGUAGUGUCGAAACAUCAGAUGGCGUGUCAAAGCACAGUCCUGGGAGCAUCUCUGCAGUUUCUUUUCCUGGAGGUCCAAAUGAUGAUGCUGAUCCAACUUUUAUAGACUUUGAAGCUGAGAGUGAGGAUACAGUCAAUACCCCAGAGUCUGCCUUGGGUCAGAAAGGUGUAGAUUCCAUUCCUGAGACUAUGGGUAACAUUUCUCUUAAAAUGGCUAUAGUCAGCAAGUUAGAGAGCACAAAUGGCAUUAUUGAUCCAACAGUGACUAGAGAAUGUGAGAGUGACAGCUCUGCUGAUGAGUUGUGUGUAAAGUAUGAACUUUCUGAUACAACUGUCCUCGCUCAUGAAAUAGACACAGAUAAUGGAUUUAAGAACGUACGUGACACUACCAGCAAGGCAUGUAUGGAGGACAUGGCAGGUGCAGUUUGUGAUCAUGAAACUGCAGGCAGGCCUUGUAUAGUUGCAGUUAAAGAAUCUGAUGAGAGUAGUAGCAAUACAAGUAAUUUCUCAGAUUAUAUAGAAAUGAGUGCAGAUGUAGCCCUUCUCAAUGCAGCUAAAAGUGAGACCGACUCUGAAAAUGUUGGCAGCCUAACUGCUUGCCCAGAUAUUUAUGCUGAGAGUAUUGCUUCCAGUUUUACAGAGUCAACAGGAAAGUUGAUAGAGAGUGUGUCAGGGUGUGCUUCUUCUUUCCUCAUAAAGAAGAUUGCUGACAGUAAUUGUACCACUUGUUUGGACUCUGAACUGAGUGUGUCUAAUGGGACAGAAGUCCUUUUGGAGAGCGCCUUGGGCAGUGAUCUGAAUAGUACUGAGGAGAUAACAGAGGCGUUGCACGAACUAAGAACUGCUGCUGAAGAGUUUAAAACAAAGGAGGAAGAUGACUCAGAGAAUGCAGUGUGUGGCCUAUCAUUUUCUGACAGAGAUUCAUCUGUGGAAACAUCCAUAGAGCUAAAAACAACAGGCACGUCUCAUGUGGAAGGAAGUAUUGCUGAGGAGGAAAGCUGGGAAUCUAUGUUUAAUGAUGAUGGGGACUGUGUAGAUCCACGUCUUCUCCAAGAGUUAUCAGGGAAUAUGAAGAACAGAAAAAGCAUUCAGGAGCCUAGAUUUGAUUAUUACAGCCAUGAACUUCCUGAUAUUGACCUCAGUGAAUCUGAAUUCCCACAUGUUAUUGAAAUUUAUGACUUUCCUCAAGAAUUUCGUACAGAAGACCUUUUGCGGAUUUUCUGCAGUUACCAAAAGAAAGGAUUUGAUAUUAAAUGGGUAGAUGACACGCAUGCCCUAGGUGUAUUCUCCAGUCCAAUCACAGCUCGUGAUGCUCUGGGUAUUAAACAUACCAUGGUGAAGAUUCGGCCCUUGUCACAGGCCACAAGAGCAGCCAAGGCCAAAGCUAGAGCUUGUGCUGAGUUUCUCCAGCCUGCAAAGGAGCGACCUGAGACAUCAGCAGCCUUAGCCAGAAGGUUAGUCAUCAGUGCCCUUGGGGUUCGAAGCAAACAGAACAGAACUGAGCGGGAAGCAGAGCUCAAGAAACUGCAAGAAGCCCGAGAGAGAAAACGGUUGGAAGCCAAGCAGCGGGAAGACAUCUGGGAAGGCAGAGGCCAAUCUGCAGUUUGACUAUCACUUACUGAAAGGGUGAAUCCAUGAAUCAGGAAGUGUUUUCAUGUUCUUGAGACAAGAGGAUCCUUCCAGAGCUGUGUACAUGCAGAUGAGCAUGUUAAAGAAAACGUGAACAAGACAAAGGACAGGAGGGUUCAAGUGAGAACAAGGAGUCCGGUCCUCACCCCUGCAUUGGAACUGCCCUCCAGUGGAAGAUGUUAAAAGUAACCAUCAAGUGAGAAGAAAAGGAAGAAGUGGCUUCUGAGAGUCCUCUGGGUAGAAGAGGUCACAUUAGUGUGGGUCACACUCCCAGGGGGAGUCUAAAGCAAGUGCGGAGCAGAACGGAGGACUCACCCUGCAGUGACAGGAGUGGGGGCCCGUGUGGCAGGGUACUCCUCAGUGCUUCACUGAGAGCCGCAAGGGGGUGGUGGGAAGCAGGUCACAGAGUGCCUGGUGUACUUGGCAGAUAGCGUCUACACUGCUGGCUCCACAACUCUACAGCCAGGGAAGCGUGGCACAUGUGGGUAUUUGGACUCCUGAGUUUGUGCUAAGCUUGGUGCCUGGUACUGCGCCAGCUGCACAGCAGCCGGGGUCUCCCCUCCCUCUCAACCAGCCAGCCCCAGGGAGCUUAGUGCCAGCUCCAAUUUCAGCAAUGAUAUGUUGUGAGAAAGAGAGAUUAAAGGCUGUUUUAUAAUAUAAA
Mesocricetus auratus (golden hamster) is the source of this 3276-nucleotide messenger RNA. RefSeq names its product R3H domain and coiled-coil containing 1 like (gene R3hcc1l). The coding region runs from base 273 to 2594 and encodes 773 amino acids. The record is from RefSeq and is a predicted model, not a curated record. The transcript is spliced from 7 exons. Lineage: Eukaryota; Metazoa; Chordata; Mammalia; Rodentia; Cricetidae.